This is a messenger RNA of Saitoella complicata NRRL Y-17804, 2445 nucleotides long. RefSeq lists its product as uncharacterized. Bases 1 to 2445 code for a protein of 814 amino acids. The transcript has a single exon. The record is from RefSeq and is a predicted model, not a curated record. Lineage: Eukaryota; Fungi; Ascomycota; Saitoellomycetes; Saitoellales; Saitoellaceae.
AUGCCAAGUGUGCUAUUCUGGAAGAAAAAGAAGACGGUCUCAGGUCAACAGCAGUCAGCCCAGGAGACAUCAAGCCCCUCACGACUGGGAUCUAUUUUGCGCGAGUCCAGCUUCCGGUCAAAGCGCAACAGUGUGCCGGCUACUCCGGUAGCAGGUGUUCCAUCGCAGCAGUUGAGAGAUUCAAGCACUCCUACUCUAGGUCACGACAAGCGUCAGCGCAAAAGACAAAGCGUUCCAGCGUCUAAGUACCUUGUCGACGAGAACCAACAAAGAGGAAGCCAACCACUCUCCAGAAAUAUAUCCAUCUCCAAAUCCCUAAAAUCGCGAAAAGAGUCAAUGUCCGCUGCGCCGCCUCCUACGCGCGGUUCGGUGAUGUCGUCCAUGUCGCAAUCGCCAUCUAUGAUGCGUGCACUGAAAGUCCGAUCACUGGAUUUGGUCAAGCCAAGUCCGACACUGAGAUUUAUGCAAGAGGAACCAGAACAACGUCCGCUGCAGUCACAGGCACCAGGUUCCCAUGUUCGAGCCCAGUCUGAGGGCAUAAUUCUGAACCAAGUGCUCCCUAAGCAGCAUCAACACUCAAAGUCAACUGGUACAGUGGAUGGGAUAGCUGAUACGCUUGGAGCAAAGGAUUUGCGGAGUUUAAUGGAGCGCGAAGAGCGUCGAAGAGCCAAGCGAGUUGAAGAAGCGAAAGAAAGACAGGAGCAGCGUCGGAGACUGAGAGCGGAAGUCGAAAGGCUUCAGCAACAAGAAGAAGAUAUCGCCCGUCGGUCAAGAGGACAGCAAGCUACAUUCAUGCGUUCGGGGUCGUCGAAAGGAAAGGAACGAGCUUGGGAAAACGAAGAUUUUGUGGAGGUCAGGUCUCAAAGCGUGGCAACCCAGACGCCUGAAGCCUGGGCUUAUGAGGAAGAAGGAGAAGAGGCCGAGAAAUAUGCAGAAGAUAUGAUGUCGCUGGCUAUGCCUAUCCAGCCUACCCUCAGCGAAGAAGCCUAUAAUCAGGAAUUCAGAUCUUCGUCGAGAACGGCUCCUGGCCGAGUGUCAUCACGUUUCCGCGAGUCUGUUGAUGCGUCCGAGUCUUCCAAAAGUUCAAUGGAAGGGCCAUCCGCCAUUCCCGCUCAGGACGUGAGUGCUGUAAGCAGAACGACGGAAAUUUCGGCUGAAAGGCGUGGUAAUGCUAACUUUAUCUCCACUGCUUGGUCUUCUCUGAUACGCCGAGCAUCGUCGUCACGAAAGAAGAAGGAGCGUGACAUGGCCAAGUACAAGAAGGAGAGGGCAGCGGAUAAAGCUACUCCAGAAAGGGAGUUUGUCGUCACCGGAGGGGCCAAACUUUCACAUGAGGGUGGAUCGCCCAUCAUGCUAGUACCGCACUCCUCAGUCAGCGGUACGGGUGGGGUAUCCAAGAGUCGUUCAAAGAUGAUCCAGCCCCCAAUGCCAUCACCCCCUCCUACGUCUCCGCCACCAUCCAGCAGCCUCUAUCAACCCAUUCACAAAGACUUCGUAAGCAUGACACCUGCUUUCUCAGGGUCUGCGCCAUGGCAUGAAUCAAACGAGAAGGAAUCCGAAGGAUCCGAGGAUUCGAGUGGUCCUGUUACGAUCACAUCCAUGCCGUUCACUCCCGCUCACGUCCGAAACUUCUCGCAUCCUACACGUGAGGCUACGCACUCCGAUCGUGAACGUGAGACGUUAUCUGCUGCUUCGUCGCGGAUGGAUCGCCCUCUAUCGACUGUAACUGAUCCGGGCGAUGCUCUCAUCUACGCCUUUCCAGCAGUACCGCAGCGUAUUCCUUUGCAAGAGGCCUUGUCCGGCCAACCGCGCCAAGUAAUCUUGGCUGAACCAGUUACAGAUAUUGAUAUUGACGAGUAUAUAACCGAACCCCGUGAUGCUAUUGUGGAGCCUGUGGAGGAUAUCAGUGAUACGACUCCGCAAUUCAACAGGAUGAUGAAUGCGGAUUUAUCGCCAGAAGGAACACCACUAUGGGAUUCACCAACACUGCCUGCAGGUCGCGACUAUGAGGCAGGUUCGCCUUCUGAUAUCCGUGCCGCUCCUUAUAGUGUUUACUCGACAAAGGCGUCCUCCCGAAUGACGAGUUCGGAUGAAUGCAUACCUACUGAAACAGAGAACGUGAACUCCAAAACCCGCGGUCCUCCCCUCACUUCUCGAGCGAAUUUCGACACGAAUACUAGCUUUGCCAUGUUCGAGUCCGCAGCUGGUACAGUGACUGAGGAUGCAGAUAUCACCCCGACAUCAAUGGAAGACGAUGGCGAAAGCGCUCUGCCUCAAAUGAAGACCGUGUCAGCGGGGAAGAAGCCUCAGAUUGUUCAUAAUUCUUUCUCUAAGUUACCCGUGGAACCGACGAGUACGAGUGGCACGACAUCCGAAAGUGGAGUCAUCGUGCCUCGUGCUGGAAGGAUUCUUUCGAGACAUGGAAGUUUUGGAGAGGUUCAAUGA